Molecule: messenger RNA, 3639 nt
Organism: Syngnathus acus (greater pipefish)
Lineage: Eukaryota; Metazoa; Chordata; Actinopteri; Syngnathiformes; Syngnathidae
Gene: wscd1b
Product: WSC domain containing 1b
Exons: 9
Coding region: 492-2207 (571 amino acids)
Source: RefSeq, a predicted model, not a curated record
ACACGGACGAGCGGUACAGUACAUUCUAUCACCGUGUAAACGUCUCAGAGUGCGUGAGAGCAAGCGGGCGAGGGAGAGAGAAAGCCAGGAAGAGCGAGAGAGCACGAGAGACAGAAAGCGAGCAAGAGAGGGAGAUUAUAUAAAAGCAGCUUUGAGAACGCUGGCGAGCUGAGGUGACCGGAGGGAGGGAGGGAGGGAGGGAGGGAGGCAGGACGGCCAUAACCCGUGAAAGAAAGUGAUCGCUGCUCUCGGUGGAUACACGCUAGUGAAGGGUCGCCCCGGAGUCAGUGACCACAAAUCCCUCUCUGCUGUGACGCAUCCAAUUGUUGGACUCUGUGCCAACGACGGACCGAGACUAAAUGUCUGCGACGUUGCCAAAAGCUGCAGCUCCUGCCAAGAUUAUGAAGUAGGUUACUAGAUGUGUCAUUCUGGCGGCACCUAAUCCAUAAAAUGGCCCUCCUUUUUGAUGAGAGACUGUAACCGGAGCGGGCAUGGCGGUGCUGCACUCCAGACUGCACUGCCCCUUGAAGCAGGCUCAGAUGUUACUGCUCUGCCUGGGAAUCGCCUAUCUCAUGGCAGGCAGCGUUCUGCUCAUGCACCGCUCCAACCUUCGAGUGGGCCAGCCAACAAGCCUCCUGGCGCUUCCUCCCUUGCUGUCGCUGGUGGCACCUCCGACCACCCUCCAGACUGCAGGCCUGGGCCUGAGGAUACGCUCCAGAUGGGCUACAGUACAGUUUGCAUCUGGCGCCGGUAUCAAGGUGGGACGCCACUGGCCUUCUCCAAGCCCGGGAGUCCAACACCUGCAUCGCCACUGGUUUCACGCUAUAUUGCCAGAGAGCUCGGAGAAUGCGGCUCCUGUCCGAAAGAAGCUCAGCCAUAAAGGGACCUACAUUGGUUGCUUCUCGCACAACACCAGCGAGCGUGCCCUUGGAGGAAUUCUGCUUUAUGACCUGCGGAAAAUGACCAGCUCUCUGUGUCAUGACACCUGCUCAGAAAGUGGGUACCAGUUUGCAGGAUUGGAGUACGGCGCCGAAUGUCACUGUGGCAACAAAAUCAAUAGCCGGCAGGUUGCCGAGGAGGAUUGUAAUCUGGCGUGUCGGGGUGAAAGGAGCUCUCCUUGUGGCGGAGUGGGGCGUCUCUCCAUUUACAAAGUGCAGGAGCAGAUGCCUGGUCACAGAAAAUUCAAGAACGCUCACCACCGAGGCUGCUUCAAAUUGGUGAAUGCCACUAUCAACAACUUCCCUAUCCACUCAUUUCAAACCAAUCUAACCACUCAGUCCUGCAUCGAGACGUGCACCGACAAGGAGCUCCCGCUUGCUGUGUUCAAGCAUCCCCAUUGUUUCUGUACUUGGACGUCGUCUCUCUUCAACUUGGACCAGCAAUUUGCGAAAAAUCGAUGUAUGGAGAACACUAGCCUGAGCGCCAUUAGUAACUCCACGGCAACAACGCUCAUUAUGCAGGACUACUAUCAGGUCUAUCAUACACCUGUCCUUGACUCCAGGUGCAAGGAAAGGAUGUUUCUACCAAAGAGAUCCAGCUCACUUGUAGCUCUCUCCAGUUUCCCUGGUGCCGGCAACACUUGGGUCCGACACCUGAUUGAGCUGAUGACGGGCUACUACACGGGCAGCUUCUAUUUUGACGGCACCUUGUAUAGCAGAGGUUUCAAAGGAGAGAAAGACUUCUGGCGGAGCGGUCGCUGCAUUUGCGUGAAGACUCACGAGAGUGGAAAGAAAGAGAUUGAAAUGUUCGACUCGGCCAUCCUGCUGAUUCGAAAUCCUUAUCGGUCUCUGAUGGCCGAAUUCAACCGCAAAUGUGCUGGACAUUUAGGACAUGCGUCCGAUGAGCAAUGGAAAAGCAAAGAAUGGCCCGAAUUCGUCUCCAGUUACGCCCCCUGGUGGGCAUCCCACGCAUUGAGUUGGUUGAAGUUUGGACGUCACCUACAUGUGGUACACUACGAGGAGUUACAAACGGCUCUUCUCCCUCAGCUCCGGCUCAUCAUGGCUUUCCUGAACGUCACCGCGACUGACGAGCGGCUUAUCUGCGCUCAGAGUAACCAAGAUGGCUACUUUAAACGGGCCCGGCAGUUAACCUUUGACCCGUUUACACCUGACAUGAGGCAAACGAUUGACACCUUCAUUCGUACUGUCGACGAGGCACUACAGAGCAGGAACUUCGGUGGAGUUCCGAGAGAAUAUUUACCCAGAUGAUGGCAUGGAAAAUAGAGAGCAAACCACACACAAUGGCCAACGUAAGUGGACCAAGCGGUUCUUUGUCAGGCCAGAUGUCCUUCGAGUGGAACCAAACGAGAGAUUAGAGGAGAAAACAAAUCAUUGCGCUAUCGUACGGUGAACGCCGAAGCCUCUAAGCUGGACCUUUCUGUGAACAGCAAAUAUAAGGAAUGCUAAGAGAGGAUUUCGCAAGAUGUGUGUGCGUGUGGCACCAGAAGUGGAUUAUCCAGCAUCGCGUCAAAAGAACGAGUGUGCAAAUUGAAGAUGGAAAUAGUUCCCUCAUCUUCUCUGUCAUAUUUUCUUUUGUGGUACACCCGCAGAAGAUAGCGACAGGUCUACAUAUCUACUAUAUCGCUCUCAAAUUUGUUACCGGCUGCUGCACACUCGCAACGCAUCUUUUAAUUAAAACCAUUUUCAUUGCAUUGUAAAACUCCAGUUGCUGAAAUUGAAUGACUGAAGGUAUUGAUUAUCUUCAUUUCAGAAGCCCACAUCAGCUUGAUUCCAAAUUCCUUUUCAAACAGACUGCGGCUGAUAAAAAUAGCAAAAAUAUGUGAAUAUAUUUUCUGUUUUUUUCUAAAUAACAUUACAGCUCCAAGAGUGGCUUAGAACGAUUACAGUCUGUAUCUUUCUUUAAGCCAACCAAAAACAUUGACAAGCAAAUACACAAAUCCUUUGGAGUGUGAGGAAUACAUACGACAUAAGCUCUUCACCACCAUGCCCACCUUUUGCCCAAAAAAAAAAAAGUGUCUCAGCAGUUAUCUUUAUGGAUAGAGGCAGACAGAACGAAGUUGCAUCUUUCAGCUUGGAGGCUUAUUUGAAUUCUCUUAAACAGGUGUUUUAUUCACAGGUCAUUUCACAAUAAGCUUUGUUGGCAAAGCCCGACCUCAGCUGUCACAAAAACUUCAAUGGAUUGAUAUCUUCUGACAUUUUAGUGGCUUGGAGUUACUCUCCCCAAGUUAAGGAUGCAAAGCAUGUGCCAUUUCCGUCAAGGUGAAAGCCACACCGGUGAAAGACAAGAGAACACUGGAGAAGGAAGAUAAGAGUGCUGCAUGAUGAUCAAAUUAAGUGAUCUUCCCUACGUGAGCGAGCAGCAGAUGUACGGAUGUGUCUGCAUUGUUCCCAUCGCUUCACUGUCACCAGUGUAGGACAAAGACAUCGGGAACGGAACAUUCAUUAUAAAUCACUUCUAUUUCAAAUCAGUAUUGGUGAAAGAAUUACAACUUUGCUUGUCCAGUUGACUACAUUAAAUCAUGCUGAAUGAUUUAACGCCGGGGGAAUCGAUGGGACUUUAAUCAUUUGUGUUCUUGUAAUUUGGUUGCUUUCCUUCAGCACAAAUAGUAGGUAAACAAGGACCAAAAGUCAACACCGUCACAUUGUGGUUAACUUUGAAUAAAUCCAAUUGAGCAAUUCA